AUGGUCAUGGUAUUUCGUAUUCCCACUGAUCUUUGUAUGCAGAAAAUGGCAACAACAACAAGUGAAAUUCCUCUACCUGCCAAUAUACAACCUCAUGUUAGUACCACAUUAGCAUGGGAUAAUAUUGACAGACUCGAAGAGACUCUUUCAGGUGAAGGCACUUCACACCGUGUAAACGGCAUAGCAGUACAGGCGAGAAAUUUGGCCCCCAUCCCCUCACAGAGCAGCCACCUGGGAUCACCAAAAGUAAGCAAAGGAGUAUUGAGCCACUUGAUGUUGUUGCUCUACCCAUUUACAAUGCAGGUGAGCGUCAAGCGCCCUACGCCAAGAGCAUAUGUUGAAGUAAACGACCAGGAAGCGUUAGAAAAUGCCCGAAGAAAAAACCUUUUGUGGGUUUUAGUGCGCCUACAUGCACAGGUGAGCCAGAAAGUUAGUGGAUGGACUGGCUAUAACAUUUUGGUGCGCAACGAAAUUGAGGCUCGUCAAGAUAAUAUCGGAUACCUCCCCACCAUUGAUGCGCCUGCCACUAGCAUAUCAACUGUUCAUGAGAUUUUGGUCUGCUCCCAGAAGAUAAGAGAAGCUCUUGAACUGAAGAGCAUAGUACUCGUAUUUGAUCAAGCUCUGUAUGCCAAGGCAACAGAGAUAGCUUGGAAACAUCCAGACAAGUUUUCAGAUAUUGUUAUUCGGAUGGGUGUCUUCCAUACAGUGUGCACACUUCUGUCCAUAAUCGGAAAGAGAUUCCAAGACGCUAGUUUAAGGGACGUUUGCAUUGAAUCAGGGGUAAUUGCUGAAGGUUCUGUGACAGGAGUUCUUGAAGGACGUAGAUACAACCGUGCUGUCAGGUUUCAUAAACUGAUGUAUGAAGCACUCCAAAGACUUAUCUGGAAAGGAUUUCAGACGUGGGUAUACGUAGAAGUAAAGUUCCGCGAGAAGAAACAGUUUAUCCAAGAUUUCUUUGCCGGAUUGAAACCUUUAUACGAUAACCUGUGCCAAAAGGAACAACAGAGGGUCUUGGAUAGUCAAAGUUUCCCAGAGUUUAUCACACUGUACGAUAUGUACCUCGACUAUCUACGCAAUAACAACGGGAAACUAUCUAGUUUCUGGAUGUGAUACAUUGAUCUCGUGGAUAUUCCUCUGAAUAUGGUGAGAGCAUCAAGAGAAGGGCAUUGGGAGCUACAUUUAUCUGCCAUUGAACAAAUGAUACCAUGGUGCUUUGCCUAUGAUAACGUAAAUUCUGCCCGCUAUUUACCUGCAUACCUGUCUGAGAUGACCCACCUCGAAGAGACCCAUCCUGAGGCUCAUGAAUUUCUUAAGUCUGGUGGAUUCUCGGUCCAGAUCGUUGACCAGAACCCCUUUGGUAGGGUUCCAGUUGAUCAAACAUGCGAGGAGACGGUCAAUAAGGACACCCAGACAGCCGGGGGCACCAAAGGCUUCAGUCUUAAAGCAGGAGCAGUUAGCAUGUAUUAUAUAGUUUCUGAAUUUCGCAGUAUUUUUUUGAAGCAGCUGAGGGACAUGCUAAAUCUAAGCAAAUCCAAUUCUGCGCAUACUGAUCUUCAAAAAACAAGAAUUGCAAGAGACGAGGCUGACGUGAAGUCGCUGAUUGCUAUGCUAGAAAGCAACUGGAUAAAUCCAUUCAGUGCUGAGCAGCAGGAUUUGGUAUGUUUGUCCACCGGAAAGGUUGCCACCCAAAAGAUAGAGGAAGACCUGUUGGGCGCAAAAGCUACCGGGGAAAAGGCAUACAAAGAAUUUCGUGCACAGCGCUUGGAGGCAAAUCCGCCAGUCAAAUUUCACGAGACCCUGAAGAAAUCAAAGCUGAAGACAUUCUCUGAACUUAACAAGAAGGUGAAAUUCAAGAGUAAAACAGCAAACGAGAUCAUCCUAAAAGCUGAUAGAGCUCGUUUUGGUCAAAUGGUUAUAAUUGCAGAAAACAGACAACUUCACAUGAGAGAUGUCCUCUGUCAUCCGUUGGGACCUCUUCCUUGGGCACUAUCCGUAGUAGAUGGGUCACUACGGAAAACCAGCAAAGCAGCACUAGCAAAGGAGCUGCAAAAGAAUGUACCUGCUGCGGAGGAAAUUGCUCAGCCAUCUGCAUGCAUCAUAGAUGGCAUGGUACUAGUUCAAAGGUUGAAAGGUGACCAUAAGAAGUUUUCGGAUGUUGCUGAGUCCUUGUUUGGAAUUGUUCUACAUGAGGGUGCGUCCUCGAAGAGAAUUGACGUUAUCUUCGAUGUAUAUAGGGAGAAUUCAAUUAAGAAUACAGAAAGAGAGCAUCGAGGGGCUGAGUAUGGAAAUGAAUUUAGAAAUCUCCAACCCGACCAUAAGGUGCAGCAUUGGAGAAAGUUCCUUCUGGAUCCACAGAAUAAGAAAGCCUUAACAAUAUUUGUGUCCAAAGAAUGGAAACAAGACAAGUAUAAAAAAAAAGCUCACAGGCAAAGGUCAUAUUUGUAG
Molecule: messenger RNA, 2445 nt
Organism: Porites lobata
Lineage: Eukaryota; Metazoa; Cnidaria; Anthozoa; Scleractinia; Poritidae
Source: the annotation of a GenBank genome assembly